Messenger RNA from Onychostoma macrolepis, 2811 nucleotides. It is a transcript of the gene ap1m1, whose product is annotated as adaptor related protein complex 1 subunit mu 1. Gene Ontology annotation, biological process: vesicle-mediated transport; intracellular protein transport. The transcript has 12 exons. Gene Ontology annotation, cellular component: clathrin adaptor complex; clathrin-coated vesicle. The record is from RefSeq and is a predicted model, not a curated record. NCBI's taxonomy places the organism in Eukaryota, Metazoa, Chordata, Actinopteri, Cypriniformes, Cyprinidae. Gene Ontology annotation, molecular function: clathrin-cargo adaptor activity. Bases 223 to 1494 code for a protein of 423 amino acids.
UAGUUCUGUCAUUCGUCCAGUGCGGCAGGUGGCGCUACAGUCACUCACUCUCACCGCAGCAGCGCCACCCGGUUCCUCAAAAUCUCUCCCAUCCGCUAUUUGAUGAUGGAGCUACUUUGAGCGUCUAAAACGGAUGACAGCUCUUUAUUAAACUAACAAAUGCGCCAGAAGUGAGCGAACUUCUGUAGAUUAACGAUAAAAGCGGUCGAGGAAGGCGCAAACAUGUCGGCGAGCGCUGUUUAUGUGUUGGAUCUGAAGGGGAAGGUGCUGAUCUGCCGUAAUUACCGCGGGGAUGUGGACAUGUCUGAAAUCGAGCAUUUCAUGACCCUGCUGAUGGAUAAAGAGGAAGAGGGAACGCUGUCGCCCAUCCUGGCUCACGGGGGAGUUCGCUUCAUGUGGAUCAAACACAACAACUUGUACCUUGUUGCAACAUCCAAGAAGAAUGCUUGCGUCUCCCUGGUUUUCUCCUUCCUCUACAAAAUUGUUCAGGUUUUCUCUGAAUACUUUAAGGAGCUGGAGGAGGAGAGUAUCAGAGAUAACUUUGUCAUAAUCUACGAGCUGUUGGAUGAACUCAUGGACUUUGGAUACCCGCAAACCACUGACAGCAAGAUCCUUCAGGAAUACAUCACGCAGGAAGGUCACAAGCUGGACACGGGCGCUCCGCGGCCCCCUGCCACGGUCACUAACGCAGUCUCCUGGAGGUCAGAGGGCAUCAAGUACAGGAAGAACGAGGUUUUCCUGGACGUCAUCGAGUCUGUCAACCUCUUGGUCAGCGCGAACGGUAACGUCCUUCGCAGUGAGAUUGUUGGCUCCAUUAAGAUGAGAGUGUUCCUCUCAGGAAUGCCAGAGCUGCGUUUGGGUCUGAAUGACAAGGUUCUGUUUGAGAACACCGGCCGUGGUAAGAGUAAGUCGGUGGAGCUGGAGGAUGUGAAGUUUCAUCAGUGUGUGCGUCUGUCUCGAUUUGAGAACGAUCGAACAAUCUCCUUCAUCCCUCCAGACGGAGAGUUUGAGCUGAUGUCCUACCGCCUCAACACACACGUGAAGCCGCUGAUCUGGAUCGAGUCUGUGAUCGAGAAGCAUUCACACAGCAGAAUCGAGUACAUGAUCAAAGCCAAGUCUCAGUUUAAGCGACGCUCCACUGCCAACAACGUGGAGAUUCAUAUUCCAGUCCCGACCGACGCAGACUCACCCAAGUUUAAGACCACAGUGGGCAGCGUGAAGUGGGUGCCGGAGAACAGCGAGAUUGUUUGGUCCAUCAAAUCCUUCCCUGGAGGUAAGGAGUACCUGAUGAGGGCUCAUUUCGGGCUGCCCAGCGUGGAGGCAGAGGACAAGGAGGGAAAACCACCAAUCAGUGUGAAGUUUGAGAUUCCCUAUUUCACCACCUCUGGAAUACAGGUGCGUUACCUGAAGAUCAUCGAGAAGAGCGGCUAUCAGGCCCUGCCGUGGGUGCGAUACAUCACCCAGAACGGAGACUAUCAGCUGCGGACUCAGUGAACGUGAAGAAUUAGCCUAGAGGAUCAUGGGUCAAGGAAGCGUCUCUGUCUGUCUCUCUCUGCUGUAUGUAGAGGCUCCACACUCAUCUGCAGUAUUCACAACACAUUAGUGCUUCGAAUCAUUUCAAACAAAUACACGUCAGAUCUACACAGCGUGUUAUUUAGAUUUUGUCCAAAUCUUCCUAUAUUGAAUCUCAUGAAACUCUCCAGAACAUGUGAAUCGUUUAGAAGAAUCAAAUGAAUCUUUGCUUGUUUUUAGAAUCAUAUGAAUCUUUACUUUUGAAUCAUUAAGAUUCUUAUAUUGUCAUAACUAAUCACAUUCCCUUCAGAUUCUCAUUGAUUCUUCUGAUUUUGUGUUGAAAUAUGAGCCUGACAUCCUUGAGAGGAUUUGAAAGAUUCAUACAUGCAUACAUGCUGAUUCACUUGUACUGAAUCAUUUCUUGGCCAUUCCACAAGCUUUAAUUCGUAUACUGCAGAUGUGUGUGUGUUCGGUGUCUGUGUCUGUCUCUGUGUGUGUGUGUUUGACAGUUAACGGGAAUCAUGUUCCUUUACAUUUCAUGAAAACGCAGCGCAGUCUUUAUCCAAUGGUACCACGUCACAUCUCAACGGAGGAAGUGUUCAUACAUGUCACAUUUCAGAUGUUUUCAUACUGUAAACACUUCAUGUUCAGAAUGAAGAGCCGUUCGUUUGCGGUUAUUUAUCAGAUGAAGUCGUAAGGUCACAGCGGUAGUAUGUUGCACAUUACAGUGUUCGUUUGUUACGUUAAUUCAAAAAAGGUUAGAUGAAUCGACUCUUAUUGAAGCGUUUGUAUUUCUAGGUCAUCAUUUCGUUCAGUAUUUCACGUCAGGGACGUCCUCAGAUAUUGUUUAUUAAUAUUCGGUAUUCUUUUGACGUCGUUCCUGCACACUGACUCUUUAGUUUUUAUAUUUGAUAGUUUAUUUAUAGUACGUUGUAAUUCAGUAUUAUUGGCUGCAGUACCUCAUGAGUUUACUACACUGCUAAAAUGCAGAAUUACACUCGAUUUAAACCGUUCAACACACAACUGAAAUCUGAAGUCAACCGUGGUGCCAUUUUAAAAAUAGGAGAUGAAAUAGAAAAUGUUUUUUUGCUUGUUUUUUGUAUUAAUUUGUCGAUUUGUCUCAUUUCAUUUGCCUUUAAAGGAUAGAAUGUGAAGGUUACCAUGUUUACUAUGGUACAGCAUGCAGUGGAGCUGAAAUGUGACAUAAUUGCAUUCCUCUUGAAAUGUUCCUGUAUCUCACUUAAAUACUUCACCUCUCUGUACACAUCAGACGUCAAUAAAGUACCUGUUUAGAAAAUA